Messenger RNA from Erpetoichthys calabaricus (reedfish), 6750 nucleotides. RefSeq names its product clathrin, heavy chain-like 1 (gene cltcl1). The transcript has 33 exons. NCBI's taxonomy places the organism in Eukaryota, Metazoa, Chordata, Cladistia, Polypteriformes, Polypteridae. The record is from RefSeq and is a predicted model, not a curated record. Gene Ontology annotation, biological process: intracellular protein transport; receptor-mediated endocytosis. Gene Ontology annotation, cellular component: clathrin complex; clathrin coat of trans-Golgi network vesicle; clathrin coat of coated pit. Gene Ontology annotation, molecular function: clathrin light chain binding; structural molecule activity. The coding region runs from base 180 to 5105 and encodes 1641 amino acids.
AUGGAGUGAUUCAGAGCAGGAGUAGACUGGCAGGCACUGUGUUUGGGAAACUGGCGCUCCGCUAUCUGUUUUGCAGCGCAGAGAUGCCUUUCACGGUUUAAAACUUAUACGCCCUAAACAGUAAAAGGGUUAUUUUAUUUUCGCUUUCUCCCUUCUGUUUAACAGAGCGUCAUCCCAAAAUGGCACAGAUACUUCCAAUACGGUUUCAGGAACAUCUGCAGUUGCAGAAUCUAGGAAUAAACCCAGCCAACAUUGGAUUCAGCUACCUGACAAUGGAAUCUGAUAAAUUCAUCUGCAUACGUGAGAAAGUGGGAGAUCAAGCUCAGGUUGUUAUUAUUGACAUGAAUGAUCCAACAAAUCCAAUUAGACGGCCAAUCUCUGCUGAUAGUGCUAUCAUGAACCCUGCCAGUAAAGUCAUUGCUUUGAAAGCUGCUAAGACUCUGCAGAUAUUUAACAUUGAGAUGAAAAGCAAAAUGAAAGCUCAUACCAUGACUGAGGAUGUUACAUUCUGGAAAUGGAUCUCUGUGAACACUGUUGCCUUGGUGACUGAAACAGCUGUUUACCACUGGAGCAUGGAAGGAGAUUCCCAGCCUCUGAAGGUUUUUGAUAGACAUGCCAGUCUAGCUGGCUGCCAGAUAAUCAACUACCGGACAGAUGAACAGCAGAAGUGGUUGUUACUUAUUGGAAUCUCUGCUCAGCAAAACCGUGUAGUUGGUGCUAUGCAGCUGUAUUCUGUGGACAGAAAAGUCUCCCAACCAAUAGAAGGUCAUGCAGCUGCCUUUGCAGAAUUUAAGUUAGAAGGAAAUGCCAAAACAUCAACUCUCUUCUGCUUUGCUGUCAGAAGCCAGGCUGGUGGCAAGCUUCACAUUAUUGAGGUAGGACAGCCUGCAGCUGGAAACCAACCUUUUACUAAAAAAGCCGUGGAUGUUUUUUUUCCCCCUGAGGCACAGACUGACUUUCCAGUUGCAAUGCAGAUUGGCACAAAACAUGGAGUUAUUUACUUGAUCACCAAGUAUGGUUACAUCCACAUGUACGACCUGGAAUCAGGAGUGUGCAUAUACAUGAAUCGAAUCAGUGCUGAAACAAUCUUUGUCACUGCCUCCCAUGAGCCAACCUCUGGUAUAAUUGGAGUCAACAAAAAAGGACAGGUCCUUUCUGUAUGUGUUGAGGAAGAAAACAUUGUUAAUUAUGCCACAACUGUGCUUCAGAACCCAGAUCUAGGGUUACGAAUGGCAAUCCGCAGUAAUCUGGCUGGUGCAGAAGAAUUGUUCGCCAGAAAAUUUAACACACUUUUUGCUCAAGGAAAUUAUGCUGAGUCAGCCAAGGUUGCUGCUUCUGCACCAAAGGGAAUUCUUCGUACUGCUGAUACUAUUAGGAAGUUUCAGACUGUGCCAGCACAGCCAGGGCAACCUUCCCCUCUGCUGCAGUAUUUUGGAAUUCUUCUUGAUCAAGGGCAGCUAAACAAAUUUGAAUCUCUAGAACUAUGCAGGCCUGUUUUACAGCAGGGCCGCAAACAACUUUUAGAGAAAUGGCUGAAGGAGGACAAGUUGGAGUGUUCAGAAGAACUGGGAGACUUAGUAAAAACAGCUGAUCCCACCCUGGCUCUUAGUGUGUACCUUCGGGCCAAUGUACCUAAUAAAGUUAUUCAGUGUUUUGCGGAAACUGGACAGUUCCAGAAAAUUGUUCUUUAUGCUAAAAAGGUUGGUUAUUCUCCAGACUGGGUUUUCCUUUUGAGAAAUGUUAUGCGAGUUAGUCCUGACCAGGGCCUGCAGUUUUCUCAAAUGCUUGUUCAAGAUGAGGAACCCUUAGCCAACAUUAACCAGAUUGUGGACGUAUUCAUGGAAAAUAACUUGAUCCAGCAGUGCACAUCUUUUCUUUUGGAUGCUCUAAAGAAUAAUCGUCCAUCAGAGGGUCACUUGCAAACUCGAUUGUUAGAAAUGAACCUUAUCCAUGCACCUCAGGUUGCAGAUGCUAUACUUGGAAAUCAGAUGUUCACACAUUAUGACCGUGCACAUAUUGCACAGCUCUGUGAAAAAGCAGGACUUUUGCAGCGAGCACUGGAACACUAUAGUGAUUUGUAUGAUAUUAAGCGUGCUGUUGUACACACUCAUCUACUGAAUCCAGAGUGGCUGGUGAACUUCUUCGGCUCUCUCUCUGUAGAAGAUUCCGUAGAGUGUCUGCGAGCAAUGCUGUCUGCUAAUAUUCGACAGAACUUACAGUUGUGUGUGCAAGUGGCCUCCAAGUACCAUGAGCAGCUCGGUACUCAAGCAUUGGUUGAGCUAUUUGAAUCUUUCAAGAGUUAUGAAGGCUUAUUCUAUUUUCUGGGUUCUAUUGUAAACUUCAGUCAGGAGCCAGAUGUGCACUUUAAAUACAUACAAGCAGCAUGUAAAACUGGUCAGAUUAAGGAAGUGGAGCGAAUCUGUCGAGAAAGUAAUUGCUAUGACCCAGACAGAGUCAAGAAUUUUCUUAAGGAAGCCAAGUUAACUGACCAGCUGCCUCUUAUUAUUGUGUGUGACCGUUUUGACUUUGUUCAUGACCUUGUUCUUUACCUGUACCGAAAUAGUCUUCAGAAGUACAUUGAAAUCUAUGUUCAGAAGGUGAACCCUAGCCGUCUUCCAGUUGUUAUUGGUGGUCUCUUGGAUGUAGACUGCUCAGAAGAUGUGAUUAAGAACUUAAUUAUGGUAGUAAGAGGACAGUUUUCAACAGAUGAACUGGUUGCUGAAGUGGAAAAGAGAAAUCGGCUCAAGUUAUUGCUUUCAUGGCUUGAGUCAAGAAUCCAUGAAGGCUGUGAGGAACCUGCCACCCACAAUGCAUUGGCUAAAAUCUACAUUGACAGCAAUAACAACGCUGAACGAUUCCUUCGUGAAAAUCCAUAUUAUGACAGCAGUGUUGUGGGAAAAUACUGUGAAAAGAGAGACCCUCACCUUGCGUGUUUGGCAUAUGAAAGGGGCCAGUGUGAUCUGGAACUCAUUAAGGUCUGCAAUGAAAACUCACUUUUCAAAAGUGAAGCUCGGUAUCUGGUGCGCAGGAAAGACACCAACCUUUGGGCAAAUGUCCUUGAGGAGAACAAUCCAUACAGACGGCAACUAAUAGACCAGGUUGUUCAGACAGCCCUAUCUGAGACCCAGGAUCCAGAGGAAGUAUCAGUAACAGUUAAGGCUUUCAUGACAGCUGACUUGCCAAAUGAAUUAAUUGAACUACUGGAGAAGAUUGUUUUAGAUAAUUCUGUUUUCAGUGAACACAGAAACCUUCAGAACCUGCUCAUCUUGACUGCCAUUAAAGCUGACAGGACAAGAGUUAUGGAAUACAUUAAUCGCUUGGACAAUUAUGAUGCUCCAGACAUUGCUAACAUUGCUAUUAGCAAUGAGUUGUUUGAGGAAGCCUUUGCCAUCUUUAGAAAAUUUGAUGUGAACACUUCUGCUAUUCAGGUUCUAAUAGAACACAUUGGAAACCUGGACCGUGCCUAUGAAUUUGCUGAGCGGUGCAAUGAACCAGCUGUAUGGAGCCAGCUAGCCAGGGCUCAGCUACAGAAAGAAAUGGUCAAAGAAGCAAUUGAUUCUUAUAUCAAGGCAGAUGACCCCUCAGCUUAUAUGGAAGUGGUCAAUGCUGCCAGCAAAAACAAUAAUUGGGAAGAUCUGGUUAAGUUUCUGCAGAUGGCAAGAAAAAAAGCAAGAGAGUCUUAUGUGGAAACAGAGCUUAUAUUUGCUUUAGCAAAAACAAAUCGUCUGUCAGAACUGGAAGAGUUUGUUAGUGGACCAAACAACGCUCACAUCCAGCAAGUUGGUGAUCGUUGUUACGAAGAUGAAAUGUAUGAAGCUGCCAAACUGCUUUACAACAAUGUCUCCAAUUUUGCCCGACUUGCAUCUACCUUAGUGCACCUGGGUGAAUACCAGGCUGCUGUGGACAGUUCCCGUAAAGCUAAUAGCACAAGGACCUGGAAGGAGGUCUGCUUUGCGUGCGUUGAUGGCACAGAGUUUCGGCUUGCCCAGAUAUGUGGCUUGCACAUUGUCAUUCAUGCCGAUGAGCUGGAGGAGCUAAUAAGUUACUACCAGGACCGUGGCUACUUUGAAGAUUUGAUUGCACUUUUGGAGGCUGCCCUUGGUUUAGAACGAGCACACAUGGGAAUGUUUACUGAACUGGCAAUUCUAUAUUCUAAAUUUAAACCACAGAAGAUGAGGGAACACUUAGAGCUCUUCUGGUCCAGAGUCAAUAUUCCUAAGGUUCUUCGUGCUGCAGAGCAGGCCCAUUUAUGGGCGGAACUCGUCUUUCUUUAUGAUAAGUAUGAGGAGUUUGACAAUGCUAUAAUAACAAUGAUGAACCACCCUACCGAUGCUUGGAAGGAAGGACAAUUUAAAGACAUCAUUACUAAGGUGGCAAAUGUGGAGCUGUAUUAUAAAGCCUUGCAGUUUUACAUGGAUUAUAAACCUCUCUUAAUUAAUGACCUGCUGAUGGUUCUGUCACCACGUUUGGACCACACUAGGGCAGUGAAUUUCUUUGCAAAGAUGAAGCAGUUGCAGCUUGUCAAAUCUUAUCUGCGGUCUGUGCAGAAUCAUAACAACAAGUCAGUAAACGAAGCCUUAAACAACUUGCUAACUGAAGAGGAAGAUUACCAGGGUCUCAGAGCCUCCAUUGAUGCCUAUGAUAAUUUUGACAACAUAAGCCUUGCCCAGCGGCUAGAGAAGCACGAGCUCAUAGAGUUCAGGCGAAUUGCGGCUUACCUUUACAAGGGUAACAACCGGUGGAAACAAAGUGUGGAGCUGUGUAAAAAAGACCGUCUCUACAAGGAUGCAAUGCAGUAUGCAUCUGAAUCUAAGGAUCCAGAGAUUGCAGAGAGAUUACUGCAGUGGUUCCUUGAAGAGGGGAAAAAGGAGUGCUUUGCAGCUUGUCUGUUUACAUCUUAUGACCUGCUACAUCCUGAUGUAGUUUUGGAGCUUGCCUGGAGGCAUAAUAUCAUGGAUUUUGCUAUGCCUUAUUUUAUCCAAGUAAUGAGGGAGUACCUAACCAAAAGAUUAGUUUCCUGCACUCCAACACCAUAUGGAUAUCCAGAACAAACUUUGGAAAAUACUAUUACUGUGUGGAUAAGCUUGAAGUGUCUGAAAGUCUGAGGAAAACAGAGCAGGAAGUUGCAGAGCCAACCCCAAUAGUAUUUGGUCAGCAGUUGAUGUUGACAGCUGGUCCAAAUGCAGUCCCUCCUCAAUCGGGAUACCCUUCAUAUGGAUAUGCUCCUGCAGGCUUCACUCAGCCCACCUAUGGUUACAAUAUGUAAAUAAAUCUACCGUUAAUGAUGUAUAUCAUUUUUGCUAGGCCUUCUUGGCACAACCACUUGGGUUUUUAAAGAAAUGACUGCAGAGCAACCAGUUCUUUAGUUUGGCUGCGCACAACACUUUUACACAGCAUGAAAACGACUUCUAAAAAGUUAGUUGCUGGCAGUAUUUAUUAUCAUGAAUAUAUUAACUGUUACGUUCCAACUUCUGAAAAUGCAGCUUUUUCUAUCAAUUGAUUUCAAAUUUGAACUUGACCGCACUGAAUUAGAAAUGUUUCUGAAAGGAUUGUUAAAUUAAGCAGGGACUGCUUGUGUUGAUAAAGUACUGUAUCAUCCUGAUAGGGAGGAGAUAAGGUCAUAUUUGAAUUUUAUGUGAGGGAAAGACAACCCUUGGGAUGUCAGUGUUGUAUGUUUUCAAAGCUGAGACUAAGCGUCUUGUUGAAGCUAACAUGUUCAUUGUUGUCAAUACCAAAAGAUGCUUUCUUUUCAUUUUGCAUUUUUUCUGCUUGAUUCUCCCUCAGAUAAAGGCUAACUUGCCCACAAAGUUAUCCCUCAGAAAACAGAGCUUCUCCUCCUCCCUAUUUGGUUUUUAUUAUAAAAUGAAUUUGUGACAGCUUUAAUACAUUAUUUAAUAAUAAUUAAAGGUACAUAAUGUAGUUAAAAGGAUAAAAGUAUUUAUUUAUAUAUAUAUAUAUAUAUAUAUAUAUAUAUAUAUAUAUAUAUAUAUAUAUAUAUAUAUAUAUAAAAAUAUAUAAAUCUAGGUUAAUGGAAGUGUUCACGUUUAUGUGCAUGUCCUGCCAAAUGGUGCGUGUUGACUAAGGAGAAGAAAAAAAUAUAUCGGGAGCACAACUUUAUGAUAUAUGAAGCAUCCAAUCACAGAUGUAUUAGCUUAGAUUAAAUGACUUAAAAAUGUUACUGACUGAAGGGAGGAAUUUUUAUGGAUGCUAUAGAUUUUCCAGGGAUUAGAAAAAAACGUGGCACUUUUUAAUAUAACCAUUUUAAUGUACUCAAAUCAUAAUAUGUAUAAUUUAUUAACCUUGUGAGCCUCCUGAUUAAUCCCAAAUCCUUUAUAAUGUAAACCCAUAUGUAUUGUCUGCAGUUUAAGAUUCUAGUCCAAAGUGAACGGAUUUAGGAUUUAAAAGAAAGCCAUUUAUUCUGUAGCACGUCUGCUUGCUGAAAGACAUAAAUUAAAAUCUUCAUAGAGUUUUUCAUAUUUAUGCAAGAAAUUAGUGUUCUGGGACCACCUUGGUAUUGUGGGAGACUUUUUACACAGCUCUGUUGUCCCCUGGAGCAAUAGGCGGCUGUUUCAGUAGCACCAAUACAGAACUUCAGUAGUGUGGGUGGCUGCAUCUUCAGUGUUACAUGUUCCACUUUGCACAAAAUAUGGAGAUUUAUUGAAAGAGAGAGGUAAACAGAAGUUAUGUGCGCUGUAAACAUUCUGUUCCAAAAUGUCUUCAGCUGAAUAAAUAAAAGUUUACACACCUCAA